AUGCUAAAAAUGAUUAUCCCCACAAUUAUGCUCAUUCCUACAACUUGACUAACACCCGCAAAAUGGCUAUGACCCGCAACUCUUGCCCACAGCCUCCUUAUUGCCAUAGAUAGCACAACCUGACUAACCUGUCUAGCUGAAACCAGCUGAUCCACCCUUAACUCUUACGUAGCAGUUGACCCCAUCUCAAUCCCCCUCCUAAUACUGACCUGCUGACUACUACCACUCAUGAUUCUGGCAAGCCAAAACCACUUAGCCCUAGAACCUGCUAACCGACAACGAACUUACAUUUCCCUAUUGACCUCCCUACAAUUCUUCCUGAUCCUAGCAUUUAGCGCCACAGAAAUAGCUUUAUUUUACAUCGCAUUCGAAGCCACCCUCAUCCCCACCCUGAUUAUUAUUACUCGAUGAGGUAACCAAGCAGAACGCAUUACCGCAGGAGUUUACUUCCUAUUCUACACCCUAAUAGCCUCCCUCCCCCUACUUGUUGCCCUCCUCGUGCUCCAACACCAUGCAGGAUCUUUAUCAAUCCUAACAACACAAUUCCUGUACCCAACCUACUACACAUCCUACUCAAACAAACUAUGAUGGGCAGGAUGUAUCCUAGCCUUCUUAGUCAAACUCCCCCUUUAUGGAGUUCACUUAUGACUCCCAAAAGCACACGUAGAAGCCCCCGUUGCAGGUUCAAUGAUUCUUGCCGCCGUUCUUCUCAAACUAGGAGGUUAUGGGAUAAUGCGUAUAAUAGCCAUCUUAGACCCCCUCACUAAAGAACUAAGUUACCCCUUCAUCAUUUUUGCCCUAUGAGGCCUCGUCAUAAUAGGUUCAACCUGCCUUCGUCAAGCUGACCUAAAGUCCAUAAUUGCCUACUCAUCAGUAGCUCACAUAGGCCUCGUCGUAGCGGGGAUCUUAAUCCAAACCCAAUGAAGCUUCACCGGUGCACUCAUCCUCAUGAUCGCACACGGUCUGACAGCCUCCGCCCUAUUCUGCCUAGCCAAUACCAACUACGAACGCACUCACAGUUGAGUAAUACUACUGACACGAGGCCUACAAAUAGCCCUCCCACUAAUAACAGCAUGAUGAUUCCUCGCCACGCUCGCCAACCUAGCAUUACCCCCUCUACCCAACCUAAUAGCAGAGCUAAUAGUCCUUACCGCACUAUGCAACUGAUCUCCAUGGACAAUCCUAUUUACAGGGGCCGGUGUCCUAAUUACCGCAGCCUACUCCCUCUAUAUGUUCCUGUUGACACAACGAGGUCGCCUACCUCCCCAUAUCAAAUCCCUAGACCCCUCACACUCUCGAGAACACUUAGUUAUCGCACUCCACUUAACCCCUGUUACACUUCUAAUCUUCAAACCAGAACUAAUUUGAACCUGACUGAUCU
This is a messenger RNA of Lates calcarifer (barramundi perch), 1381 nucleotides long. Lineage: Eukaryota; Metazoa; Chordata; Actinopteri; Centropomidae. The record is from the annotation of a RefSeq genome assembly.